UCUUCUGCUCCUUUACCACAAACGACCGUUCUUGUCCUUCCCUUUCAACCAAGCGACUAACGCCAGAAUUCAAAUCUUCUACUCUCUCCCUCUCUCUCACGCUCGCUCGCUCCUAGAAGCAUGAAGCCCAAUCAAAGCUCAGAAACCUCGGAGACUCGGUUCUUAGGGACCAUAUCGGCCUCGUCGAUCCGAAACCUCCUUCCCAUAUCCAUCUCCAAGCACAAGUCCUACUCGUCAAACUCUAGACUCUCCAAAUUCAACGCCGAGAAUACUCCACCGAACGACCCAAAUAUCCAGACCGGUGAUUCCCGAUCCUUGCAUUCGGCGACCGAAUCUUUACCGUCCAAAAAAUUGAAUUCGCGUCACCCGAUCACUAGCGCAGCAGUGGCACCACUGGAUCCGCAGGAUGAGAUUGGAGGAUUGGACGGUCAGUGUGAAGUAUUGGCACCUCCGGAUCCACCGGUAAAGGUUGUGGUGAGAAUUAGACCUGAUAAUGAAGGGCAUCGGACGGUUAAGAAGGUCUCUUCGGACACAUUGUCUGUUGGAGAUCGGAAAUUUACAUUCGAUUCGGUUAUUGAUUCGAAUGCGAAUCAGGAAGAUGUAUUCCAUUUAGUUGGAGUCCCUUUGGUGAGAAAUGCUUUAGCUGGUUACAACACUUCCAUUUUGUCAUAUGGACAGACUGGAAGUGGAAAAACAUACACAAUGUGGGGUCCUCCAAGUGCCAUGGUUGAGGAUCCUUCAGCAAGUAGUCACCGGGGCAUUGUUCCUCGCAUCUUCCAAAUGUUGUUCUCCGAGAUUCACAGGGAGCAAGAGAACUCUGAAGGGAAGCAGACAAAUUACCAGUGCCGUUGCUCUUUUCUUGAGAUAUACGAUGAAAGAAUUGGGGAUCUACUUGACCCAAUGCAGCGAAACCUUGAGAUAAAGGAUGAUGCGAAAAAUGGAUUGCAUAUCGAGACCUUGACCGAGGAAUAUGUGACUAGCUAUGAGGAUGUGAUACAAAUCCUGAUCAAGGGCCUUUCAAGUAGAAAAGUUGGAGCAACUAGCUCAAAUUCUAAGAGCUCGAGGUCCCAUAUUGUUUUUACUUUCGUCAUCGAGUCAUGGUGCAAGGGAACCUCAUCCAAGUGUUUUAAUAGUUCAAAAACGAGCAGAAUCAGCCUUGUUGAUCUUGCCGGACUUGAUAGAAACAAAGUUGAUGAUGCGGGUAGACAAGGUGCAAGGGAAGACAAACAUUUAAAGAAAUCCUUAUCACAACUUGGGCACUUGGUGAAUAUUCUUGCAAAAGGAUCUCAGUCUGGAAAAUCUGAGGAUGUGCCAUACAGAGGUUCCUGUUUAACACAUUUGCUGCAAGAAUCAUUCGGUGGCAAUGCCAAACUCACAGUUAUCUGCGCCAUCCACCCAGAAAACAAAAAUAGUAGUGAUACACUGAGAACGCUCAGGUUCGGACAGAGGGUGAAAUUCAUUAGAAAUGAGCCGGUAAUAAAUGAAAUAACAGAGGAUGAUGUUAAUGGUCUGAGUGAUAAAAUUCGUCAGCUGAAGGAAGAACUUAUUAGAGCUAAGUCUAAUGCAUGUGUACCAAUAGGGACUCGAAAUGGAUAUUUUCAAGGACGAAAUGUACGUGAAAGCUUGAAUCAAUUGAGAGUAAGCCUUAACCGCUCUUUGAUUCUAGCCCCUAUGGAAAAUGAUUCUGAUGAAGAGAUAAAAGCUGAUGAAGAUGAUGUAAGAGAAAUUCGUCAGCAUCUAGAUAAGCUGCAUGGUUCUGAAGAGAGUAUUAGAGACACAUCUGUUAAUGGGGAUUCCAUUGAGUUUUAUUCGAUGGAUGAAACUUGUGAGACAGACAUGCUCGGUGCAGAAAGUAAAAUUGAAGAGAUCGGUAUGGAAAAGCCUUGGAGUGAGCUUCCUCAAAAGGCUGAUGAUGCUUUAGAAGAUAAUUUUGUAAGUGCUUGUAACACUUUAACAGCUGUUGAUCUUGCAUCCAUAAGGAGCAUUUCAAUUAGCUCAUGUUGUCAGUCCCCAGUCCUCCAAGACCCAACGUUAUCUGAAUCUCCGAGAAUUAGAAAUGCGAGGAAAAGCAUGAAUAUGACAAGUCUAGCAAGUCAGAACGGUGUGCCAGAAAGUUCAAAGUUAGACUUGGAUGUAUUAAGACAGUCACUUAAACAGGUUGAGCACAUCCGAUCUUCUUUGCAGUCAAGCAAGACAUGUACAGGCCCCACCGACACCUUGGCUGCUAGCCUACAAAGAGGCUUACAGAUCAUUGACUAUCACCAACGGAACUCAGCAGUAAACAAAUCUUCAGUUUCCUUCUCAUUUGAGCACUUGGCAUUGAAACCUUGUCCAGAAGUUGAUAAGGCACUACCAGAUGGGAAACCAUCUUCUUCUUUCAUUUGUGCAUCUUGCCGACAGAAAAUAUGUGAGAAGAGUUCUAAUGAGGUCCAGGAUAGCUUGAAGACAUGGAUUGUAGCAGUUGAUGAGGCAGAGAGUCCUACCCAACUGACAGAAGAAGUGCCAAAAGAUGCAGGUAAUGUAAUGAUAAAAUUUGUCAAGCGAGAAGUUCUUGAAAAUGUUUGUUUGGAGCAAGCUGCCAAAAUAGAACAGUUGAAUGAACUGGUAGAGCAAUACAAACGUGAGAAGGAAGAAGUGCAUGAUCAAGAAAGCAAUACACUUUGUCUCAAGGCUGCAGAGAGCAAAAUGGUACCAUUUAAGGAUGCCAUAAACAAUGAUUGUCAUGUACUGAAGGAGGACGAGCUUCUGAUGUGCAAAACUGUCGAGAAUGAAAAAUGUGAAGUAAAGGAAGUCAUUGAAACUGGGUUUGGGAACAGAUGUUUUGAUCUGAAUGAGAAGGAAGCACUUCUCGAGGAAAUUGAGAGGUUAAAAGGCAGGCUACAGUCAUAUUCUGAGGCAUCUCUUAACAGGUCUACAGAAAAACUGAGAUCCUCUUUGUUGUCCCGAUCGAUUCAACUACGAAAAAGUGUUGUAGAUCGUCUAGAUAGUGGUAAGGAAGAAGAAGAAGAACUAGAGAAGGAAAGACAGAGAUGGACAGAAAUGGAGAGUGAGUGGAUUUCUUUAACUGAUGAACUGAGAAUUGACCUUGAAUCACACCGGCGACGUGCAGAGAAGGUGGAGAUGGAGCUGAGCGUAGAGAAGAGGUGCACAGAAGAGUUGGAUGAUGCACUUCACAGAGCGGUCGUUGGGCAUGCUAGAAUGGUCGAACACUAUGCUGAUCUACAAGAAAAGUAUAAUGACUUGACUGCUAAGCAUCGUGCAAUCAUGGAAGGGAUAGCAGAGGUGAAGAGGGCAGCUGCAAAGGCAGGAAAGAAUGGUCAUGGAUCUCGUUUUUCCAAAUCCCUUGCUGCCGAGCUUUCUGCAUUGAGGGUGGAGAGGGAGAGGGAAAGAGAAAUGUUGAAAAAGGAGAACAAGAGUCUUAGAAUCCAACUAAGGGACACUGCAGAAGCUGUUCAUGCUGCUGGAGAACUUCUUGUUAGGCUGAGAGAAGCUGAACAAGCAGCAUCAAUUGCAGAGGAGAACUUUACAAAGGUUCAAGAAGACAACGAAAAUUUAAAGAAGCAAAUGGAGAAGCUCAAAAGAAAACACAAGAUGGAGAUGAUCACCAUGAAGCAGUAUCUUGCAGAGAGCAAAUUGCCAGAAUCUGCAUUGCAACCGCUAUAUCGAGAGGAUUCUGACGUUGCACACAGCAACACAUUCCCAUAUCCAGAUGAUGAUCAGGCAUGGAGAGCAGAAUUUGGUGCAAUAUAUCAAGAGCAUUACUAAUUCUCCAUACAAAGUUAAAAUCAGCUACUAAGAGAGUUGGAGGUGAUUGGCAUUUGUUGUGUGUUGGGUUUGCAUCAGGCGACCCUACUCGGGUCCAAGCAUUGUACAAAUCAUGCAACUCUUAUUUGUUGGUUUAAAACCUUUUUGUAUGUUUGGUGUGAUUAUGUUGAGAGGAAUUUAUUCUUUUUGUGACUCUUUCUGGAAAAUCAUGAAUUAUUCUUUAAAUAUAGGUGUGGGACUGCAGCCACUUUGUGGGUAAACCUUAGCAAGCUAAAAGAAAUAAAUGAGCUUUUGCAGUA
Messenger RNA from Juglans regia (Persian walnut), 4064 nucleotides. Its product is annotated as kinesin-like protein KIN-12F. Gene Ontology annotation, molecular function: microtubule binding; ATP binding; microtubule motor activity. The coding region runs from base 121 to 3765 and encodes 1214 amino acids. The transcript is spliced from 17 exons. Gene Ontology annotation, biological process: microtubule-based movement. NCBI's taxonomy places the organism in Eukaryota, Viridiplantae, Streptophyta, Magnoliopsida, Fagales, Juglandaceae. The record is from RefSeq and is a predicted model, not a curated record.